AUGCGGAGGACCGCUUCACUCUGCAUGGUGGCCGUGGCCCUCCCAUGGGCUGCGGCUCAGUCGACAACCCCGGCGUCCUCGCCCCCAUCAUCACCCUCAUCGUCACCUGCGCUAGCCUCCGCGACCCCUAUUCCUGUGAUCGGCGUCAGGACGGGCAUUGACAAGGUUACAGGGAAACCUCCAGCCAGACUCAAUAUCAAUGGGCUAUGGGCAAAGGGAGGGGCACAAUGGCAUCUCUACAUUCUGGCCCUAUCAGAAUUACAGGCGCUCAACGAGACGAACGAGUUAUCGUACUUCGCGGUAGCAGGUAUUCAUGGUUAUCCCCACAGUGCGUGGAACGGAGUAGGGCAUGUAGAUGGGGCGCCUUCUAAUAGGGGGUUUUGUCCUCAUGGUCAAAUAUUGGUGGCUCGCGCGGUUGACAUCGCGUCUAGAUACCCCCCAGAUCUGCUUCCCGAGUACAUGGCAGCGGCAGAGUCGUUGCGGCAGCCAUACUGGGACUGGGCGAUGAAUCCAGCGUUGCCUGUAGCAGCUACCAGGCUCAACAUGACGGUGCAGGCACCAGAGGGACGAAGAGUCAUACCGAACCCGCUAUACACUUACAAGUUUCAACGAUUAAAGGUUGAAGAGGGAUUUGGUGAUAGCGCCCUGACGCACUACCCGCAGACAAUACGAUGUUCUCGAUCUGGGGGUGUGCUAAAUGAUGCCAACGAGUCUAACGAGGGGUUACUUUUGGCGGCGAGGGAUUUGACAGGGAGUGUGUAUGAUGUCUUUACUCGGGUCACAACCUAUGACGGGAUGAGCAGCUCGAGCUUUGAGAAUGCCCACAACUUGAUUCAUCUUCGUGCAGGGUGCAAUAAUGGGACCAUGGCCGAUAUUAACUGGUCGGCCUUUGAGCCGCUGUUUAUGCUACACCACUGCAACGUCGACAGGCUGGUGGCCAUGUGGCAAACAAUUUACUACAACAACUCGAUGUUUACAAGCAGCGCUUUGUCUGGGGGGCAGUUUGGAACUCCUGCCAACACGGUGAUCACGGCUGACAGCCCGCUCAAGCCCUUUUUCCGGGCUCCAUCUGCCGCCACCACCAAUGGCAACAGCACGCUACUAGAGUUCCACACGAGCAACACUGUCGCUAAUGUCAGCGUGUUUGGGUACACGUAUCCGGAACUGCCCGAUUGGAGUCUCCCGGCUGAGACGAGGGCGGAGCAGGUCAGGGCAAAGGUGAAUGCGCUUUACGGGGACAUGGCUGGGGAUGAUGGGGCGACGACGCUGGAGACGGGACCGUUGAACCGGAUGGGCAAGGGGACGACGAGGGAUUAUUGGGUGGUGGAGAUGAGCGUGGAGAGGGGGGAGCUAGUGGGGAGGUUGCCGGCGACGGUGAGUUUGUUUAUCAGGGGGGAGAGUAUUGGACGGAUGACGCUGCUGGGGAUGCCCUGUGAGGGGGUGGCGAGGGAGAGCGUUCCGGUGCAGGACAUUAGGGUUGGGAAUGGGACUUUGAAGGAUUUGGACAGGGAGAGUGUGGUUGGGUAUUUGAAGAGGGAGGUGGGAGUUGGGAUUAAGGGGGCGGAUGGGGAGGAGGUUUCGGUGGGGAAUGUGCCUAGUUUGGGGGUUGUGGUGUUGGACAUGGAGUAUGCGCCGCGGACGAAUUUGUCGAGUUUUCCGGUGUUUAAUGGGAAGGUGACGAGGUGGCCUGUGGAGGUGAGACAGGAUUUGGGGGUGAAUGAGACCAGAAGUUUGAGGCGAGGUGUGGUGCGGUGGAAGUGACGAUGGUGGUGGUGUUGGGCUUCAAUGAUGAGUGGGAUGAGGCGAGAAUGUUGUGUUACCGGGUCGGUCUGGAAGUUUUUUGUUCUUUUUUUUUUUUUGCGGGGAGGGGAGGGCUUGGUAUCACAGACUGAGAAAGAAGGUGUGGUUACGCAGGCUGUCACCCUGGUGGUGGUGGUGGGUGGUGUGGAAGGGUAGUUGCUGUUACUCAUUCUUUUUUUCUAUUUGCCGUUGGGGGAGGGCAAGGAAAUAGGAAGAGAUGAGGGUGCGAGCAGAUUACCUAGUUUGGAUGGUGAUGGUUGUUAUUGUUGUUGUGUUACAAGGUACCUAGAAUUUGACGGAAGGUUUGGGGCUCUGGGUAGCAUUGAUGCUACUGCCAUUCAUUUGAACUUUGAUGAGAGUAAGAGAGAGAAACUGGGUCAACCAAGGGAUAUGAUCAGUGAUUUAGUAGGUUGGGUGUUCUGAAGUGAAGUUGUGCUUCUU
Molecule: messenger RNA, 2241 nt
Organism: Podospora bellae-mahoneyi
Lineage: Eukaryota; Fungi; Ascomycota; Sordariomycetes; Sordariales; Podosporaceae
Exons: 7
Coding region: 1-1761 (586 amino acids)
Molecular function (GO): oxidoreductase activity
Source: RefSeq, a predicted model, not a curated record